Messenger RNA from Grus americana (Whooping crane), 3075 nucleotides. RefSeq names its product enhancer of polycomb homolog 2 (gene EPC2). NCBI's taxonomy places the organism in Eukaryota, Metazoa, Chordata, Aves, Gruiformes, Gruidae. The record is from RefSeq and is a predicted model, not a curated record. Gene Ontology annotation, cellular component: piccolo histone acetyltransferase complex. Gene Ontology annotation, biological process: regulation of transcription by RNA polymerase II. The coding region runs from base 245 to 2668 and encodes 807 amino acids. The transcript is spliced from 14 exons.
UUGGUUAAUGUCCGCCAUGUUUGCCAUGGCGCAGGGAGCGGAUCGAGCGAGCCCGGAGCGGAUCUAGGGCUGCGGGGCGUGCGCUGUGAGCUACGGGCGGCCCCGCGGAGAGCUGUUCCGGGGCGGCGGGACCCUCCAUGGUGGUGCGGGCCGGGUGCGGGAGCGGCUGGGAGGCGGCGGCGAGGCCGCACUGAAGGCCCCCCCCGCCCGCCCGGCCCCGGGGUGUUAUUGUGAGGGGGAGACAAUGAGCAAACUCUCCUUCCGAGCCCGGGCGCUAGACGCCGCCAAACCGCUGCCCAUCUACCGCGGCAAGGACAUGCCCGACCUCAACGACUGCGUCUCCAUCAACCGGGCUGUGCCGCAGAUGCCCACGGGGAUGGAGAAAGAGGAGGAAUCGGAACAUCAUUUGCAACGGGCUAUCUCAGCACAACAAGUUUUCAGAGAAAAGAAAGAGAGCAUGGUUAUCCCAGUUCCUGAAGCGGAGAGCAAUGUCAACUAUUACAAUCGUUUGUAUAAAGGAGAGUUUAAGCAACCAAAGCAGUUCAUUCACAUUCAACCCUUUAAUCUGGACAAUGAACAGCCAGAUUAUGAUAUGGACUCUGAGGAUGAAACCUUACUGAACAGACUAAAUCGGAAGAUGGAAAUCAAGCCGCUGCAGUUUGAAAUAAUGGUUGACAGGCUUGAAAAAGCCAGUUCUAGUCAGCUUGUAACACUUCAGGAAGCUAAAUUGCUGCUAAAUGAGGAUGACUACCUUAUUAAGGCUGUAUAUGACUACUGGGUGAGAAAGCGUAAGAAUUGCAGAGGGCCAUCUCUCAUCCCCCAAAUCAAACAAGAGAAGAGGGAUGGCUCCACCAACAAUGACCCUUAUGUUGCCUUCCGGAGGAGAACUGAGAAGAUGCAGACGAGAAAGAAUCGAAAGAAUGAUGAAGCGUCUUAUGAGAAGAUGUUGAAAUUAAGAAGAGAGUUUAGCAGAGCCAUAACAAUUUUGGAGAUGAUUAAGAGAAGAGAGAAAACAAAGCGCGAGCUAUUGCAUUUAACGUUAGAAGUUGUUGAGAAAAGGUACCAUUUGGGUGAUUAUGGAGGUGAAAUCCUCAAUGAAGUGAAGCUUAAUAGACCUGAAAAAGAGAUGAGCACAGCUUCGUCUGCUCUUCAUAAUGGAAAUCAUCACAAAGUUCAAGAAUGUAAAGUUAAGCAUCCUCAUCAUUCAUCUCUAAAGGAGGAGGUGUCAGAUGUUGUACGUCAAAAGAAGAAGUAUCUAAAGAAGCCUAAAAUAGAGUGUGUAGUAACUCCUCAGCAGCCCUCUGCUGAGCCCUUGCCUGUUAUCAGCAAGAGCGAUAUUAAACAGUAUGACUUCCAUAGCUCAGAUGAAGAUGAGUUCCCACAGGUACCCUCGCCAGCAUCAGAAGCAGAAGAAGAAAAUGAUCCUGAUGGACCUUGUGCUUUCAGGAGAAGAGCAGGAUGCCAGUAUUAUGCUCCUCGUUUGGACCAAACUAAUUCUUCAUAUGAAAACUCAGAAUUGGCAGAAUUGGACAAACUGAGGUUCAGGCAUUGCCUUACAACCCUUACAAUUCCAAGAAGAUGUAUAGGAUUUGCAAGAAGACGAAUUGGCAGGGGUGGAAGGGUUAUAAUGGACCGAAUAUCCACAGAACACGAUCCUGUCUUGAGGCAGAUUGACCCAGAAAUGCUGAACAGUUUUUCAAGCUCUUCCCAGACUUUAGACUUUUCUUCUAAUUUUUCACGGACCAAUGCUUCCAAUAAACAUUGUGAAAACAGACUGUCCCUUUCUGAAAUACUAAGCAAUAUCAGAUCAUGUCGACUGCAGUGUUUUCAGCCAAGGCUACUAAAUCCACAGGACAGUGAUAGCGAAGAAUGUACCUCACGGAAACCAGGGCAGACUGUGAAUAAUAAGAGAGUCUCUGCAGCAUCUGUAGCUUUAUUGAACACCAGCAAGAAUGGCAUAUCAGUAACAGGGGGUAUCACAGAGGAACAAUUUCAGACACAUCAACAGCAGUUAGUUCAAAUGCAGAGGCAACAACUUGCUCAGCUUCAGCAGAAACAGCAAUCUCAGCAUUCCUCACAACAGACACAUCCGAAAGCACAGGGCUCCAGCACCUCUGACUGCAUGUCAAAAACACUUGAUUCAGCCAGUGCCCACUUUGCUGCAUCUGCAGUGGUUAGUGCACCUGCUCCUGGUCGCACUGAGGUAACGAAGGAACAAAACACCAGCCACAACAAUAUCAAUGGUGUUGUCCAGCCUUCAGGAACCUCUAGAACUUUGUACUCCACCAACAUGGCUUUAUCAUCCAGCCCAGGGAUUUCAACUGUACAGCUUGUAAGGACAGUUGGCCACACCACCACAAACCACUUAAUUCCAGCAUUGUGCACAAGCAGCCCUCAGACGCUUCCCAUGAACAAUUCUUGCCUGACGAACGCAGUGCACCUCAACAAUGUCAGUGUUGUUUCUCCAGUCAAUGUGCAUAUCAAUACAAGGACUUCAGCACCAUCGCCAACAGCCUUAAAACUUGCCACAGUUGCUGCCAGUAUGGACAGAGUGCCAAAGGUAACUCCUAGCAGUGCCAUCAGCAGUAUAGCAAGAGAGAACCAUGAACCAGAACGACUGGGUUUAAAUGGCAUAGCAGAGACAACAGUAGCAAUGGAAGUGACAUAACCUCAACCAGUGGCUCAACCUGUGCUAAUGGUGUAGUCAUUUAUAUUCCAACUGAAUGCAAAAUACAGCGCUCUGUGGAUCACAGAGAACUAAAAUGGACCUAAAUGGACUAUCAUUAUAUCGUGUAUUAAGUCGAUAUAUAAUGUAAAUUUUGUAAAAUUGGGAAAAUCACUACCUUGUAAAAUAGUUUAUUUGUAUCAUCAAUAUUAUUUCUGUUACUUGAAUAGUAGAUAUUCAUCAUCAUGCUUUUGCACUUGAAUUUGCAACUGAAUGGAUUAAAAAAUAAUUCUUUAAUGGGAUCAUGAGCAUGAAAUGGGAUCCUGCAUCACUUGUUUUAACUAUUUAUUUUGCCAUGUUUACAUUUUGUAUCUUGUACAAAUAAAUCCAACUUUGUGUCUAAAAAAAAA